Messenger RNA from Hippopotamus amphibius kiboko, 1988 nucleotides. RefSeq names its product mitochondrial ribosomal protein L54 (gene MRPL54). Gene Ontology annotation, molecular function: structural constituent of ribosome. NCBI's taxonomy places the organism in Eukaryota, Metazoa, Chordata, Mammalia, Artiodactyla, Hippopotamidae. The record is from RefSeq and is a predicted model, not a curated record. The coding region runs from base 280 to 696 and encodes 138 amino acids. The transcript has 3 exons. Gene Ontology annotation, cellular component: mitochondrial large ribosomal subunit.
UCCUUUUAGGUUUUCAGUGAUUGCUGAAUAGAAUCAGGGAUGUAUAAGUUGUGAUAAGUAAGUAACUGAAGGGCAGGAAGUCAAUGAAACAUCCCAUGAAAGUCGCCUCGUGCAGUAAUUGAGGAUAUCUAUAAAAGUUUAAAGAAAUCACAGUAAAGGCGAGCCUACGGCCGGAAUACUACAUUUCCCAUAAAUCUCUAGGAGCCUACAACUCCCAAGCACCCCCUCGGCCGUUGACGUCUUCCGGAAACGUGCACGUGCAGGCUGCCGGCAUACGUCAUGGCGGCCAGAUGCCUCUUCGGUGCCACCCGGAGCUGGGCCGGUUGGUGGGCCUGGGAGCUCCCGGACCCCGCCGCUCCUGUAAGACUCCAUGUACGAGGCUAUGCCAAGAGACCGGUCAUUAAGGGGGGCAAAGGCGGCAAAGGCGCUGUGGUCGGUGAGGCCCUGAAGGACCCGGAGGUGUGUACAGACCCCGUCCGGCUCACCACGCACGCCAUGGGUGUCAACAUCUACAAGGAGGGCCAGGAUGUGGUCCUGAAGCCGGACUCCGAGUACCCAGAGUGGCUGUUCCAGAUGAACGUGGGCCCUCCCAAGACGCUGGAGGAGCUGGACCCUGAGACCCGGGAGUACUGGCGGCUGCUGCGGAAACACAACAUAUGGCGCCACAACCGGCUGAGCAAGAAUCAGAAGUUCUAGCGGGGAAGGGGCCAAAGCACCCUGACCCUUGGAGGACCUGGAGGAGGUGGCGUGGGUGGCGGUGUACCUCCCCCAGCUCACCCCCUGGACUUUUUAUUUUCUGGAGAAACAGACUUUUCCGAGAACAAAGGAGACCCCCUCACCAGGGUUACUGGAUGUCCCCUGCAGUGAGGCUGAAUCAGGGCCCUGGGGCCCAAUAAAGACUUCUUGGGGCAAUUGUUGGCAGCCCCGGAUACCACUGGGUGUUGUCUACUGUCAGGGCCAGGAGGGACUUGGGGCAGGCAGUGGGGAGUGGUUCCAUGGCCCAGCCACCACGCUCAGUGAUUGGCGGGGAAUCUGCAGGUCCAUCUUCACCUCCCGGCCUCACUGAGCUUCUCACCCUGUUUCCUGGAAUUCCUAGCAUUGCCCAAGAGGCCCCAACCCCUAUCCUCAGGGGAGAGGUUUUUCUAGCCAAGGCUCUCUGAGUUGCAGUGGACUCACACCUGAGCCAAGUCAUGACUUGUGAGCUUCAGGAAGUGAAAUAGCCAGGGGUAGGGUCUGGACUUCAGGCAUGGCUGGAUCCAGGUGCUUCAGUAUUCAGCUAUGUGGCUCUCUCCAUCUCUGGGUCCUUUUAACUCCAGUACAUAGUUCCCUCAGGCAGGGCUGGCUCCAGGGCUUCUGGCUGACAUCCCCCUACCCAGUUCAGCAAGCCCAGCCAGAGGGAAGGGACUUCUCGUUCCUUCCUGCCAGGGUCACAGGGGUUAUCUUCAUUGGCCAAUCACUUGAGCUGAGGGACCUGGGCCUACCCACCAUCCUGCUGUCCAUCCACACUGGUGCCCCCCAGAUUGGAGAAAGCUGGAGGGGACACACACACACGGUGCCAGGGCCACACUGCCUGGGGGGCUGGACCGGGGCGCUCUCACCCUCCAAGCUCCUCCAGCUGGACGGGUGGGGCAGGGCAGGGUCUCCAAGGCUAAUUCUGUCUGGUCACAGGAAAAUGAGAGCCCUCAUCCUCUUAGGAGGACUCUGCCGGGCGGAUUACCGCACACCUGCCCUCCCUGCUGGCCUGAUCUGGGCAGGCGGAUCAUCCCAUCCCUCACAUGGUUCCCCAUGGCUCUCAGCGUAAAAACUGAAGUUGUGACGGCCGUGGGCCUUCUCACUCUUCCUCCAACACGCAGCCAUGGUGCUGCCCCAGGGCCUUUGCACAGGCUGUGCCCUCUGCCUGGGUUGCUUCCCCCCGAGGUGUCCUCAAGGCUCCCUCUUUCACCUCCAGGCCUCUGCUCUGAUGUCACCUUCUCCUGAGGCCUCCCCUA